This is a messenger RNA of Leptosomus discolor (cuckoo roller), 1323 nucleotides long. The record is from RefSeq and is a predicted model, not a curated record. Lineage: Eukaryota; Metazoa; Chordata; Aves; Leptosomiformes; Leptosomidae.
AUGAAAGGUCCCCGGGAGGAGAUUGUGUAUGUGCCCUGCAUCUACAGGAACACUGGGAGGAAUAAACCCGACUUUCUGGCCACCGUGGAUGUCAACCCCAACUCUCCACACUAUUGCCAGGUGAUCCACCGCCUGCCCAUGCCCAACCUGGGGGACGAGCUGCACCACUCGGGGUGGAACGUCUGCAGCAGCUGCUUCGGGGAUGCCACCAAGAAGCGGAACCGCCUGAUCCUCCCCAGCCUGAUCUCCUCCCGCAUCUACGUGGUGGACGUGGGAACCGACCUGCGAGCUCCCAGGCUCUUCAAGGUUGUCAACCCAGAGGACGUCUUCUGGAAGUGCAACCUGGGCUACCCCCAUACCUCCCACUGCCUGGGCAGCGGUGAAAUCAUGAUCAGCACCCUGGGAGACCCAGCCGGCAACGGGAAAGGCGGCUUUAUUCUGCUGGAUGGAGAGACCUUUGAGAUCAAGGGGAACUGGGAGAAAGGGGACAAGACUCCCCCAAUGGGUUAUGACUUCUGGUACCAGCCACGCCAUAAUGUCCUCAUCAGCACCGAAUGGGGCAUCCCGAAAUGCCUGGGAUAUGGAUUUGACCCAAACGAUCUGAAGAAAGGGCGCUACGGCCGCCGCCUCAACGUGUGGGACUGGACCACUCACGCCUACAUCCAGGCCAUCGACGUGGGCGAGGACGCGGCCCCCCUGGAGAUCCGCUUCCUCCACAAUCCCGACGCCGCCGAGGGCUUCGUGGGCUGCACCAUCAGCAGCGCGAUCCACCACUUCUACAAGACCGAGCGAGGAGACUGGGCGGCCGAGAAGGUGAUCCAAGUCCCCAGCAAGAAGGUGGAGGGAUGGCUCCUCCCAGACAUGCCAGGCUUCAUCACCGACAUCCUCAUCUCGCUGGACGACAGGUUCCUGUACUUCAGCAACUGGCUGCACGGAGACGUCCGCCAGUACGACAUCUCCGACACCCACAAGCCCAAGCUGGUGGGGCAGGUCUUUGUGGGUGGCAGCAUCAGCAAGGGAGGACCUGUGACCGUGUGCAGGGAUGAAGAGCUGCAGAGCCAGCCGGACCCGUUUUUCAUCCAGGUGAGCUUGGCCAUCUCCCCAAAAUCCCCGCCCGGGCAGCGGUGCCCGGACGGGACGAGGCUGUACGUCACCACGUCCCUCUACAGCGCCUGGGACAGGCAGUUCUACCCUGACCUCAUCAAGGACGGCUCCGUCAUGCUGCAGCUGGACGUGGACACGGAGCGGGGCGGCCUGGCCGUCAACAGGCGCUUCCUGGUGGAUUUCGGGAAGGAGCCCGGCGGGCCCUGCCUGGCGCACGAG